Messenger RNA from Haliaeetus leucocephalus (bald eagle), 4005 nucleotides. RefSeq names its product ATP citrate lyase (gene ACLY). Gene Ontology annotation, cellular component: cytosol. The coding region runs from base 17 to 3322 and encodes 1101 amino acids. The record is from RefSeq and is a predicted model, not a curated record. Lineage: Eukaryota; Metazoa; Chordata; Aves; Accipitriformes; Accipitridae. The transcript has 28 exons. Gene Ontology annotation, molecular function: ATP citrate synthase activity. Gene Ontology annotation, biological process: fatty acid biosynthetic process; citrate metabolic process; tricarboxylic acid cycle.
UUCAGACUAGGUAGCCAUGUCAGCCAAAGCCAUCUCUGAGCAGACGGGGAAGGAGUUCUUGUAUAAGUAUAUCUGCACAUCCUCUGCCAUCCAGAACCGUUUCAAGUAUGCCCGAGUCACUCCAGUCACUGACUGGGCACGACUCACCCAGGACCACCCUUGGCUUCUGAGCGAGCGUUUAGUGGUGAAGCCAGAUCAGCUAAUAAAGAGACGUGGGAAGCUUGGACUGGUUGGAAUUAACCUCACUCUGGAUCAGGUGAAGGUUUGGCUCAAACAACAUCUGGGCCAAGAAACCACGAUUGCUAAUGCUAAGGGAAUCCUAAAGAAUUUUCUGAUUGAACCCUUCGUCCCUCACAAACAGGAGGAAGAGUUCUACGUGUGCAUAUAUGCUGCCCGUGAGGGAGACUACGUACUCUUCCACCACGAAGGGGGUGUGGAUGUGGGAGAUGUUGAUGCCAAAGCUCAGAAGUUGCUUGUGGCAGUGGAUGAAAAGCUCAAUGAAUCGGAUGUAAAGAAAUACCUCCUGCAGUAUGCACCAGCAAAUAAAAAGGACAUCUUGGCUAGCUUCAUCUGUGGCCUGUUCAACCUUUAUGAAGAUCUAUAUUUCACGUACCUUGAGAUCAAUCCAUUAGUGGUGACUAAUGAUGGUGUCUACAUCCUUGAUUUGGCUGCGAAGAUUGAUGCAACUGCUGACUACAUCUGCAAAGUGAAAUGGGGGGAUGUGGAGUUCCCCCCUCCCUUUGGGAGGGAAGCUUACCCAGAGGAAGCCUACAUUGCUGACCUGGAUGCAAAGAGUGGAGCCAGCUUGAAACUUACUAUUCUCAACCCCAAAGGCAGGAUCUGGACCAUGGUGGCUGGUGGUGGUGCCUCUGUGGUUUACAGUGACACCAUUUGUGACCUGGGGGGUGUGAAUGAACUGGCUAAUUAUGGGGAAUACUCAGGAGCCCCAAGUGAGCAACAGACCUAUGACUAUGCUAAGACUAUUCUCUCUCUCAUGACACGAGAGAAGCACCCUGAAGGUAAAAUCCUGAUCAUUGGAGGCAGCAUUGCUAACUUCACCAAUGUAGCAGCCACUUUUAAAGGCAUUGUGAGGGCAAUUAAGGAUUACCAAGGCCCUCUGAAGGAGCAUGAAGUGAGGAUCUUUGUGCGAAGAGGAGGCCCGAACUACCAGGAAGGAUUACGUGUCAUGGGAGAAGUUGGGAAGACGACUGGGAUCCCCAUCCAUGUCUUUGGCACGGAGACUCACAUGACUGCGAUUGUGGGCAUGGCGCUCGGCCAUCGGCCUAUCCCCAACCAACCACCUGCUGCAGCCCACACCGCCAACUUCCUCCUCAAUGCCAGCGGCAGCCCUUCGACUCCAGCACCAAGCAGAACAGCUUCCUUCUCAGAGUCCAAACCAGAUGAUAUUGCUCCAGCCAAGAAGGCAAAACCAACAGCACCUCUUGAUUCAAUCCCAGCUUCAAGACCUGGUUCAGGUAAAGCUACAACCCUGUUCAGCCGUCACACCAAAGCUAUCAUCUGGGGGAUGCAGACACGGGCUGUGCAAGGAAUGCUGGACUUUGAUUAUAUUUGCUCCCGGGAUGAACCUUCAGUAGCUGCCAUGGUUUAUCCAUUCACUGGUGACCACAGGCAGAAGUUCUAUUGGGGCCACAAAGAAAUCCUGAUCCCAGUCUACAAGAACAUGUCAGAUGCCAUGAGGAAGCACCCAGAGGUGGAUGUUCUCAUCAACUUUGCAUCUCUGCGCUCUGCUUAUGACAGCACCGUUGAAACCAUGAAUUACCCACAGAUUCGCACCAUUGCCAUUAUUGCCGAGGGCAUUCCAGAGGCCCUGACCCGCAAACUGAUCAAGACAGCUGAUAAAAAAGGAGUCACUAUCAUUGGGCCUGCAACUGUUGGUGGGAUCAAACCAGGUUGCUUUAAAAUAGGCAACACAGGAGGCAUGCUGGAUAAUAUUUUAGCAUCAAAACUGUACCGUCCUGGCAGUGUGGCUUAUGUUUCACGGUCUGGAGGAAUGUCCAAUGAGCUCAACAACAUCAUUUCCCGAACCACUGAUGGGGUCUAUGAAGGGGUGGCCAUUGGAGGAGACAGAUAUCCUGGUUCAACUUUUAUGGAUCAUGUCUUGCGUUAUGAGGAUACUCCAGGAGUGAAAAUGAUUGUAGUACUUGGAGAGAUUGGAGGUACAGAAGAGUAUAAGAUCUGCAGGGGGAUUAAAGAAGGUCGUAUCACCAAGCCAGUGGUGUGCUGGUGUAUUGGUACUUGUGCCACCAUGUUCUCUUCAGAGGUGCAGUUUGGCCAUGCAGGAGCUUGUGCCAACCAGGCUUCUGAAACUGCUGUUGCAAAGAACCAAGCCUUGAAGGAAGCUGGUGUGUUUGUUCCCCGGAGUUUUGAUGAGCUGGGAGAGGUCAUUCAGUCUGUCUACCAGGAUCUUGUGGCCAAAAGAGUGAUUGAACCAGCUGAGGAAGUGCCUCCUCCAACUGUGCCAAUGGAUUACUCCUGGGCAAGGGAGCUGGGUCUGAUCCGCAAACCGGCUUCCUUUAUGACAAGUAUCUGUGAUGAGAGAGGUCAGGAACUGAUAUAUGCUGGGAUGCCAAUCACUGAGGUCUUCAAAGAAGAGAUGGGAAUUGGAGGAGUCCUGGGCCUGCUCUGGUUUCAAAGGAGGUUACCAAAGUAUGCCUGCCAGUUCAUUGAGAUGUGUUUGAUGGUAACAGCAGAUCACGGGCCUGCUGUAUCUGGAGCCCACAACACCAUUGUCUGUGCAAGAGCUGGAAAAGAUCUUGUCUCAAGUCUCACUUCAGGCCUUCUUACUAUUGGUGACCGGUUUGGUGGAGCGCUGGAUGCUGCAGCUAAAAUGUUCAGCAAAGCCUUUGACAGUGGGAUUAUCCCUAUGGAGUUUGUGAAUAAGAUGAAGAAAGAAGGGAAACUGAUCAUGGGCAUUGGACACAGAGUCAAAUCAAUAAAUAACCCAGACAUGAGAGUUCAGAUUCUCAAAGACUACGUGAAGCAGCAUUUCCCUGCCACCCCACUGUUGGACUAUGCCCUUGAAGUAGAAAAAAUUACAACUUCUAAGAAACCAAAUCUUAUCCUGAAUGUAGAUGGCUUUAUUGGAGUUGCCUUUGUUGAUGUACUCAGGAAUUGUGGCUCUUUCACACGGGAAGAAGCAGAUGAAUAUAUUGAUAUAGGAGCUCUUAAUGGUAUCUUUGUACUAGGCAGGAGUAUGGGAUUCAUUGGACACUACCUGGAUCAGAAGAGAUUGAAACAAGGUCUGUACCGCCACCCAUGGGAUGACAUAUCCUAUGUUUUACCAGAGCACAUGACCAUGUGAGAACCUGUAGUAUUGCCUCAGAAUGUCACUUCAAGAAGACAGAAGCCUGCACAGAGGACAGCCACGAAUGGGACUUUGAUGUAUAAAGGCCAUUGGUAUAUAGACAUUGGGCUGCCUGGUCAAACUGUGCAAAGCAACUGUUUUAUAAGAAUAGAAACUUACUCUAAUAAAAACCAAAACUUGUGAUAUUCUGUGUGUUACCUGCUGUAUUUAAUACUGUGUCUCACCCUUUUAUUUUUUUCUACUCAUUUCAUUUUGUUUCCAGAAAAAAGAUUUUAAGGGUUUGGGGGGGGCUAGUUUUGCUCAUAGGCGCUGUCUUACUGAACUUGUGGAAGAUCCCUUAGUCUAACAAGCUGUAACUUUUCCCCAUAGAGGGGAAGUACCCAUCAUUCCUAUAAGCCAUGCUUUGGGAUUUUUUUGUUGUUGUUGGUUGUUUUUCAAUUUGUUUAGUGUGUUCUUAUCUCCAGUCUGAUUGUACCCUGAAUAGUGGGACCACUGCUGAUAUAUAACCAAUGUUACUCAAACUCUGGUGUAGUAAUUUAAAGUGUAAAGUUGUAACAUACUGCUGUUAAAACUGUGAAACUACAUGUAUUCUGGUAUCUGUAUUUAUGCAAACAAAUUCUCAUUUGCUAUUAGAUUGCUGGUAUAUGGAAUGUCACUCAUGUUAUCUGCAGAUGCAAAAA